UGUUCAUUACUUCAGACUUCAUUCUACAGUCUAUUUAAGUCAGGUUUUGGUAUUUUUGAUGUCUUAAGUAGCGAAGCAGAGGAAGGACGUGCAAUGUCAUGUGCUCUAGUAUGAAUUAGUACGCUCAACAGUUUGAUGUAAUGCAUCUAGAAGGUUUGUGGAAGUACGGUAGACUAGUUAGAGCAGAUCUUAACCUUCAGAAGGGUCUUUUUCAUGGUUAAUCAUCAGUGUUUUCUGGACACUUACGACGUCCCCACAGCACACUUUUGGUCAGUUUCUGGAUAUAAACUGUGUGUGUGAAACUAUUUGGACGAAACUGGUCCCCAUAAGAAACUCGUACAUUGUGUGUAAAAUGUCCCCACUAAGCAUUUUGGGUUUAAGUUGUGUGAUAACAGACUGGGCUUGGCUGGCCAGAAAGAAAACUACAUUUAUGUUCAUCACUUCAGACUCCAGAAUUGAAAAAUGACAAUUGAUUGAUUGUCAAAAUUCGUAGCUAUUUCUAAGUACUCAUUAAUUACCUAAUUGUUGCUGUUCUUCAUAUUUCUGUUUACUGUAUGUUUUUCAAUUUUAGAUGAGAGACACAGUUCUGGAAGAUUUGGGGACUGAUGAAUCCAUAUCAGAGAGUGCAGAUCAGAACGUAAAGUUCAAGUCCAAUCCUUUACAGUCAGACAACAAGAUUGAGGACAACACUCAUGAACAGAUGAGAGACACAGUUCUGGAAGAUUUGGGGACUGAUGAAUCCAUAUCAGAGAGUGCAGAUCAGAACGUAAAGUUCAAGUCCAAUCCUUUACAGUCAGACAACAAGAUUGAGGACAACACUCAUGAACAGAUGACAGACACAGAUGAAGAUUUGGUGAUUGAUGAAUGCAUAUCAGAGAGUGCAGAUGAUUACAUUCCGGAUACCACUUCCGAAAGUGACACUGACAGUGAUGCUAGCCCUCCCCAAAACCGCAGGAUCAAAAGAAGUCUUGAUUAUACACUUGACAUCGUUCGUUCAUUGAGUCCCCCUGUCUGUGACACCACAACACCAAACGUGAUGACCUUUGACAGAAAUGUCUUUAUAUCUGAAGCCACUGGAGCAGAAGAAGAACCCUGUUCUAGUCAGAACAUAAAUGACAGCAUAGUUGUCAGAUCAUGCCAUAACAUAGGUAGGAAAAGAGUUUACGACAAGAGACAUUAUUGUUUGUAUUGCUCUAAGCCAUAUGCUAAGAUGGCAAGGCAUCUAGAAGCUUCACAUGAAACCAAAUCUGAUGUGGCUAAAGCUCUAAGCUUUCCAAAGGCUUCCAAAGAAAGAAAAAAACAUCUAGAUUAUAUUCGCAACAGAGGAAACUUUGUUCACAAUGCUGCUGUUAUGGAGUCAGGAAAGGGAGAACUAAUACCGUUUAAAAGACCACCUAAAGAAGCCCAGGGACACGACUUCAUGCACUGUGCAUAUUGUCAAGGACUUUUUUCAAGAAAGAUCCUGUGGCGACAUAUGCGUAGCUGUAGACUUAAACCUGGAUCAGUCCCCCUCAAACCAGGAAAGAACCGUGUUCAGUCUAUGUGCACAUACACAGGACCAGUGCCUUCACACAUUAGUAAACAACUGUGGAAAGUAAUCAGUGUCAUGAAUUCUGACCCAAUCACUGAUAUAAUAAAAAAUGACCAUGUCAUUAUUGAAAUUGGGCAGCACUUGUUAAGCAAAGGUGGUAUUUCAGCCAAGAAUCACCAGUUUGUGCGAGAUAAGAUGCGAGAAAUGGGAAGGCUAGUUGAAAGUGCGUUGAAAGUCACCACCUUAAAAAGAAUGGAAGAUCUCAUAAAUCCCAAAAAGUACAUUGAGACCAUCAAAGCUGUCAAGUUUACAUGUGGGUAUGAUAGUGAAGCAAACAAGUUUGUGAUUCCAUCACUAGCAAAUAAACUUGGGAAUACCCUGGUCAAAGCAAGCAAACUAUUAAAAGCUCAAGGUUUAAUCUCUAACAACAAAGAGCUUGUGAAGAAUGCCACUGAGUUUCAAGAGGUCCAUCAGGAAAAGUGGAAUGAGAUGAUCUCAGCUACAGCUUUAAGGAACAUCAGGGAAGCAAAGUGGAAUGUGCCCACUAUCAUGCCCUUUACCGAAGAUGUCCAAAAAAUGCAUGGCUAUCUCAGUCAGGUGCAAGAUAAGUGGUCAAAUUCCCUCUCUGAAACCCCCUCUUCAACAACCUGGAAGGAACUAGCAAAGGUGUGUCUGGCCCAGAUCAUUCUUUUUAACCGGCGCAGGGAAGGAGAGGUGGCAAGCAUGCCUUUAUCUGCGUUUUUAUCAAGAGACUCUUCUGAUCCACAUGAGGAUGUGGACUGGGCACUCUCCGAAGUGGAAAAAAACCUCUGCAGACACUUCUCAAGGAUUGUCAUCCGGGGAAAACGUGGUCGCCCAGUUCCAAUUCUUCUUACCCCAAAAAUGCUGUCUGCAUUAGAACUCCUUGUUAAACAGAGAGAGGCUUGUGGGGUUCUAAAAGACAAUGGUUAUAUGUUUGCAAGACCACAAGCUAUGACACAUUUCCGAGGUUCAGACUGCCUUCGUGCUUUUGCAAAAAGUGUGGUGCAAAGUGUCCAAAGUCACUGA
Etheostoma spectabile (orangethroat darter) is the source of this 2578-nucleotide messenger RNA. RefSeq lists its product as uncharacterized. The record is from RefSeq and is a predicted model, not a curated record. The transcript has 3 exons. Bases 572 to 2578 code for a protein of 668 amino acids. Lineage: Eukaryota; Metazoa; Chordata; Actinopteri; Perciformes; Percidae.